AAUGCCAGGAGGACCGGAGCAGAGCUGGAUGGUGGGUUGGGGCCGGAGGACUUGGUAGGACCCCUCCUGCGGGAUGGGGAACGCGUUGGGUCUGGGAGUUGGGGUGCGCAGGAGCCCCCGACGCGAGGAGCCACUGCCCAACCCGGGGAGCUUUGACGAGUUGCAUCGCCUAUGCAAAGAUGUGUUCCCGCCACAGAUCGAGGGCGUGAAGCUCAUCAUCAACAAGAACCUGAGCAGCCACUUCCAGGUGACCCACACCGUGCACAUGAGCACCGUGGGCCAGUCUGGCUACCAUCUCCACGCCGCCUAUGCCGGGGACCGACAGCUUGGACCCAACGAGGCGUUCCCCACGUUGGUCGGGGACAUGGACAGCAGCGGUAACCUCAACGCCCACGUCCUGCACCUCGUCGCCGAACGCCUCCGGACCAAGGCCGUCUUUCAGACCCAGCAGGCCAAGUUCCUGACCUGGCAGUUCGACGGGGAAUACCGAGGGGACGACCACACGGCCACCCUGACGCUGGGGAACCCGGAUCUGCUGGGGGAGUCGGUGAUCGUGGUCGCUCACUUCCUGCAGAGCUUGACGCGCCGGCUGGUGUUGGGCGGGGAGCUGGUAUAUCAUCGGCGACCGGGCGAAGAGGGGGCCAUCCUGACGCUGGCCGGGAAGUACUCGGCGCCAAGGUGGGAGGCGACGCUUAACGUGGGGUCGGGCGGCGCCCACGCCAGCUACUACCACGGGGCCAACGAUCAGGUUCAAGUCGGGGUGGAGUUCGAGGCCAACACCCGGCUGCAAGACACGGCCUUCUCCUUCGGCUACCGGCUGACCCUGCCCCAGGCCAACGUGGUGUUCAGAGGCCUACUGGACAGUAACUGGUGCGUGGGUGCGGUGCUGGAGAAGAAGCUGCCGCCCCUGCCCGUCACGCUGGCCCUCGGCGCCUUCCUCCACCACGGGCGCAACCGGUUCCACUGCGGCUUCAGCGUCACCGUGGGCUGACGGGGAGCGGGGCCGGGU
Tachyglossus aculeatus (Australian echidna) is the source of this 1009-nucleotide messenger RNA. It is a transcript of the gene TOMM40L, whose product is annotated as translocase of outer mitochondrial membrane 40 like. The transcript has 9 exons. Gene Ontology annotation, cellular component: mitochondrial outer membrane; mitochondrial outer membrane translocase complex. The coding region runs from base 74 to 991 and encodes 305 amino acids. NCBI's taxonomy places the organism in Eukaryota, Metazoa, Chordata, Mammalia, Monotremata, Tachyglossidae. Gene Ontology annotation, biological process: protein import into mitochondrial matrix. Gene Ontology annotation, molecular function: transmembrane protein transporter activity. The record is from RefSeq and is a predicted model, not a curated record.